This is a messenger RNA of Cuscuta epithymum, 3624 nucleotides long. The record is from the annotation of a GenBank genome assembly. NCBI's taxonomy places the organism in Eukaryota, Viridiplantae, Streptophyta, Magnoliopsida, Solanales, Convolvulaceae.
GGGUCUAGUAACAUGCUGUUUACUUUUAACUAUGAGAUAAUACUACCUAGUAAUUAUACUCCGUAUGUGUUGUUUCCAAUCAUCUACCACUUAUAUCGUACUGCUAUUACUAUUAUUAUACUUUUUGGACAGAAAACGUUGCACAUGAUUUGUUAUGUGCAUUAAAUCAUGGGCCUUACAGGUAACUCUCUAAUUUUUUAAACACAAGAUAAUCAACAAUCACGGCACAUUGGACGGCCAAACGAAUACUCAUCUUAUUUAAUGAUUACUAAUAAUAAAAACGACGACAACCCGUUUCUCCCGUUAGUUGAUUAGUAAUUAUUAGCUGUAUAAUUUUAUUUUUAAUCAUCGUAUAAUAAGUAGUACUACGUGGAAUAGGGUGUUAGGCAGAGAGAGGGGUUGAAAUGAGCACGAAAAAUGACGAUGGCGCAAACCUUAAAUUACGAGAGAAAUCACACAAACGGCGCUGUUUGUCAAUCUUUUCCUCUCCAUUUCCCCAUUUAUACGGCUUAUAAUAUACGUAUUGAAUGCGUGAAUGCGUAUACAACUUAUUCCUGGCAAGUAAUAAGUAAGUACUAUAUAUGAGCUUCACGAUUUCAACACCGAUUCGCGCUGCCUAACUGGACCCAGGUAAUUUCUUCUUCUUCUUCUUCCUGAUUUUUCACUGGUGAUUUGGUUUUGAUAGCUGUCGGUUAUUCAUUCAUGAUUUUUUGCUAUUUUUGGAGUGCUAUUGGGAAUGAACUGAAAUGAUUUACUGCUAUUUUUCUAGUAUAUGUGUGAGGAUCUGGAAUCGUUUCCUGAACCAGAUGAGCUUAUUGGGUUCUUCAUGUGGUUUCAUGAAACUAAUCUAGUUCAGCUUCUGUGGAUUGAUUUCAAGAUCAAAUAUCAGUUUUCUGGAUUGAAUUCAAUGAUCUGUGGCGGGGGGCUAUGUUUGACUGACUAGUUGGGUUUUCUUUGCAUAUGGUUGACUAGUAGUUUUCCGACACUGUCUUUCCCAUUUAAACCUAAUUUCGUUUCAGUAGAAUCUUUUCCAAUCACAGUAAUCUUUCUGCCGUAUAGAUCUCAAAAACCAUGUGAUGUUCAUGAAAGAUAAUGUGUAUGUACUCUGGUCAAGUUUUUUUUUUUUUCAUAUUCAAUUUUGUUUUUGCUUGUUUGAUCUGAAUCCUUAACAGCAGGGCCGAUCCCAACUAUUGUAACUUUCAGGAUAGUGCUAUAUCGUUUUUUUAUAAUUUAAUCUUUUUGAACUACAUGAAUGAAAUUUAAAAAAUAUAAUUAAGUCGGUGUAAAUGUGCAAUAUUCAAACCAUUUUUACAUAAUAGCGUAAAAUGACCAAAUAUAUCAUAAAAAUAAUAAAAAACAUGAAGUCAGUAUACAUGAAUGAAUAAACUUUAGCUAAUUAGUUGUGCUGAUAAAAGUAUAAACUUUUCAAAAUAAGUAGAAGUUAUUUUAGUAAUUGUAUGCUUAUUGAUGUUAUCCUAUUAUUCUAUUAAUUUAUGUUGUUAUAUAUUAUUUCAUUGAUUAGUAUUUAGGUUAUACAAAUUGCUUGUUUAAUACUACUAUCUUUUCAUUUUUUGUUUUUAAGGGGUAAUUAUUUUCCACCUCAGAACCAGCAGGAAAAUAACAGCAUAUAUGUCAAUUUUGUAACUCAUUUUCUUGAAAUCAGACCAAUAUAGUUAAAACUACAUUAAUUAGAAUUUAUUAUAAGUUUGGUUAAAAGUUUGGUAUCAUUAGGCUAUUUUGCUCUACUGCGUGUGCCAUAGUUCAAUUGCUGCUCCUAUAAGGUUUUUUUUUGAAAUAAAUAGUGUUAACUCUUAACCUUGAUUUAUCUUGGAACAACCGAGCAAAGCCACAUAAGAUCUUUUUCAGGAAAACAUGUAAUGUACGCACCUAAAUUAGAAUAAGAUACGCCCCCCCACAAAUUCAAUUUUUUUCUUUUGCCUGGGACAAUGACCUCAUGUUCCUCAAGAGUUGGCACGACCUUGCUAAUCAAGUCAAUGUGCAGUGUGUGUAUUUAUGUGAAAUUGGGCAUUAUACAAUUAUUCAUUCAUUUGAAUCUCACCUCAAACAUGUUUUCUUACAGAGCACCGAGACAUGGGGAUUUUGUAGAGAUUAAUAUAUUUGAAUGAGAGGCAAAAUGUCUUCCGCUGCCAAACAUGACAAGAAGGUGCUCGUUGAUACAGCAGCAUGGGCAUUUAACAUCGUUACUUCCGUUGGAAUCAUACUUGUCAAUAAAGCCCUCAUGGCUAAUUAUGGCUUCAGCUUUGCAUCAACAUUGACCGGACUUCACUUUGGCACCACUACAUUGAUGACGGUUAUCCUGAAGAGACUUGGGUAUAUACAGGAAUCCAGUCUUCCAUGGUCUGAGCGUCUAAGAUUUGUAUUAUUUGCCAACUUGUCAAUUGUUGGAAUGAAUGUGAGUUUGAUGUGGAACUCUGUAGGGUUCUAUCAGAUUGCAAAACUGAGCAUGAUACCUAUCUCGUGUUUAUUGGAAGUGGUGUUGGAUGGUGUGCGUUACUCGAGGGACACAAAGCUAAGCAUUUUGUUGGUUCUCCUUGGUGUUGCUAUAUGUACAGUUACAGAUGUGAGUGUAAAUGCAAAAGGUUUUAUUGCUGCCUUCAUUGCUAUUUGGAGCACUGCUUUGCAGCAGUAUUAUGUACACCAUCUUCAACAAAAGUACGCCCUGGGAUCUUUCAACUUAUUAGGGCAUACAGCGCCUCUGCAGGCUGCAUCUCUGCUGUUGUUGGGUCCCUUUGCAGACAAAUGGUUGACUGAUAAGAGUGUGGCGGCCUAUCACUACACUGUAACCUCAGUGUUAUUCAUUGCUUUCUCUUGUACAAUAGCAAUCGGGACCAAUCUCAGCCAAUUCAUAUGCAUCAGCAGAUUCACUGCAGUUUCAUUCCAAGUUCUCGGACACAUGAAGACCAUUCUUGUGUUGAUUUUAGGAUUCACCUUCUUUGGGAGAGAGGGUCUCAAUCUGCAUGUUGUAGUGGGAAUGGCUAUCGCAAUAGCAGGUAUGAUUUGGUAUGGUAAUGCAUCGUCAAAACCAAAGGAGCGGAUUCAACCAGCUGCCUCUCGCAUUGAGCCUGAACAAGAUGGCUUGUUGGGAUCCACUGAACUAGAUGAAAAAGUUUAGGGGUCAGAAUUAAGAAACCAAUGUUCAUUAGAUGAUCCAUUCUACAUGUCUACUGCAUAUGCCUUGUGUGAUAAAUAUACCCGACUGAGAGCUCUACCUUUGCUUUACCUAUACAUAUAUUUGUUUGUUGACGUUGUGCCUAAUUUGUGCAGCCAAUUUUUGAGAUUUUAUUAAUUCAAUUUAAAUAUCAAUACUGCUCAUUAAUAGUCCUUGUUUGGAAUGCACCUAUGAAGGCUCAAGUGCCCCAAGUUAUAAUCUCUUGUUCAACCAGUUGUGAUACGGUGAGAUUGGCCCAUGGUAAGUAUCAGAUUUUCAGACCUAAAAUGAUGUAGUUCAAAUUUAAGUUUGAGUUCUAAAAAACGCACAUGAACAGUGAAUAUGAUUAUGCUAUGUGAUGCAAAUCCUGUGAACCGAAAUGUAAUCCGCGUUAUUAUAAAUGUAAUCUGGGAUAAUGCUAAAUAUAAACUCUUCAACCUAAAAGAAGUUUGAAU